UUUUUUUUUUUUUUUUUUUUUUUUCAUUAACCUUUUUUUUUUAACUUCAUUAUAAAUAUGCGCUCCAUUUUUGCAGUGCUUACAACUUUCAUUACAGCAUGUACUAUUGUACUUGCACAAGGAACUGCGACUAUGAGAACCCAUUCCAUUUCUAUGCCCUAUAUUGAUGAUGAACUUCAAAAUAGAUGGUUCGAUUUCGGUGGAAACACUAUUAUCAAUACUAACCAACAUAUUCGUUUGACUUCAACAAAACAAUCCCAACUUGGUUAUUUGUGGUCUCGUUUGCCUUUAAUUGGUGAUAAUUUCCAAGUAGAGUUCGAAUUUAAAGUGUUUGGUAAUUCAGGUCAUCUUUAUGGUGAUGGUUUUGCCAUGUGGCUCACAAAGCAAAGAAUGACAGAAGGUCCUGUUUUCGGUUCUACAGAUAGGUUUCAAGGUCUCGGUAUCUUUUUCGAUACUUAUGAUAAUGAACGAGCUCAUCGUCAUACAUUCCCUUAUGUCAUGGUAAUGGUAGGCGAUGGUGUAAAGUCCUAUAAUAACGAUAAAGAUGGUAGUGAUAAUGAACUUGCUGGCUGUGAGGCUGAUUUUAGAGCUAAAGGACAUCCUACACGUGCACGCUUUACAUAUCAUAAAAACAAUUAUAUUCAAUUAGAACUUAUGUGGCGUCGAGAAGACGAAUGGGAUUUAUGUUUCAAACAACAUGAUGUAAAUCUUCCUGAACAAGUUUAUCUUGGCUUCAGUGCUCAUACAGGUGAAGUGACCGACAAUCAUGAUAUUAUCUCAGUUGUUACAAAGUCACUUCCUCCUGCUGUUAAAGAGGCUGCUCCACAACUUAACAAAUCAAAGAAAAAUGCUAGCUCAGGCGGUUUCUUGUCAGUUUUGUUCAAGUUGAUGUUGGCAAUUGGCUUUGUUGGUGUCCUUUACGCUGGCUAUCGCUUUUAUGAACAAAAGAAUAGAUUGAAGCGUUUUUAAAGUUCAGCAGCUAAAGAAAAAAAAACAUAUUUCUAUCCAAUCAAAGUUAAAGAAGUGUACAAUAAAAUAAUAAUAAAUCAUUUACAGUAAUGCGCUUUAUUUUAUUUUAUUUUUAUAGAGAGAAUUUGCAUCUUUUUGGAAUAAAAAUAUUCUAGUCGUUUGUUAAUAUACUUUUUGCUUCUACUGCAAAUUAGCUAUUAUAAAGCAAUACUGGGUAUCGGAAGCCUUUUUAUAGCAGCAGUAAAGCCUUUCCCAAUAAAUGUCAUUCACUCAUAACACUAGAUGAAUUCGCUUGUGUUUUUUUUCUUUAAUAAAGCUUUUUAGUAAUCGUACAUGCCUUUUACUACACAGACUAGUUUAAUUAGAUUGUAU
Cokeromyces recurvatus is the source of this 1341-nucleotide messenger RNA. Its product is annotated as legume-like lectin family-domain-containing protein. NCBI's taxonomy places the organism in Eukaryota, Fungi, Mucoromycota, Mucoromycetes, Mucorales, Mucoraceae. Gene Ontology annotation, molecular function: D-mannose binding. The record is from RefSeq and is a predicted model, not a curated record. The transcript is spliced from 6 exons. Bases 58 to 969 code for a protein of 303 amino acids. Gene Ontology annotation, cellular component: endoplasmic reticulum-Golgi intermediate compartment; endoplasmic reticulum membrane; Golgi membrane. Gene Ontology annotation, biological process: endoplasmic reticulum organization; endoplasmic reticulum to Golgi vesicle-mediated transport; Golgi organization.